AUGGUAAAGGAUAAAUCAGGGCUUUCGCCAUUCUUGACGGAACACCUCAGCUAUAUUGACAAGAAUUUGUCCCUCAUGCAGCUGCGUAAUGUUAUCGCCACAUUUAUGACGAGAUAUGAUAUCAGUUUUGAACCAAAUGAGGAUGACCUUGCUGUGUGUAGAGAUAUGAAAGAUCAAUUCAACCAACAUGCUGGAGAGCUGGACAUCUGUUUCAUCCCAAGGGCAUUCAAGUAA
Molecule: messenger RNA, 234 nt
Organism: Botrytis fragariae
Lineage: Eukaryota; Fungi; Ascomycota; Leotiomycetes; Helotiales; Sclerotiniaceae
Product: putative benzoate 4-monooxygenase cytochrome p450 protein
Exons: 2
Coding region: 1-234 (77 amino acids)
Source: RefSeq, a predicted model, not a curated record